UGUCUCUGUGACCAAUGGCAAUGGUGACAUAAGUCAUUCACACUCGAUCUCACUACAUGACUUGUACUACACUCUACAGACAGUACUGAGUCUACAGACAGACUCCAGCCACCGGCAUGCACUGCGUCAAUGUUGUGUCAAGCUUCGAAUCCGGUCCGUAACAACAGGACAGCACAGCAGCAGCAGCCCUGCGACGUGUCCGACAGACCACGACGUCUUCACUUGACGUGUUUUCCCAUUCGUUAUGGUCAUGUGGUCCUUGUGGAGGAACACACAGCCCCUUGACUGAUCCGGCCGUAGCGGCACUAGCAGUAGAGUGCCGGGAGCUCGUCGAUGUGCUGGCAAAUGGCAUUGAGUCUGUACGGCUGUAGACGAGUAGUGUAGGUCCAGCUAGCUAGUCCGGGGCACUAGUUGCCAAAACUCCUAGAAUAGAUCGAUCGAUGAUCUUCUGGCGCACAUGUCCACGCGAUUCGUCGAUGUCGGAUUGCUCAGCUCGAUCGCUGCUUGUCAUGUAGCUGCUACACCUCACCAGCCGUCGCAUGGUUUUAGCCGGCCCAUUGCUCACGACCCGAGCGAAGUAAUCAGCACCUUCAGUCAGUUCCGAGCACCACCGCCGCACUGAGUGACAGUCUGCCUCGGACUAUCUGUUUGGCUACGAAGACAUCGUCAUAACGCAAAUAAGUUGGAGUUGCUUCUUCUAGGGACGCUGGAACCCACCCUUCUUUGCCUUGGAGUUUGAACCAAUCCAAGCACAGAGUCUCGUAUCAAGAGUAAUAUUCGGGUCGGGCUUUGCUCGUUUGUAAAACCACGCAGCUCUCACGCCCUGAACACCGGCAAAUCUACGAGCCUAGCCUACGCUACUAUCCGCUCAGUGCUGGUCAACGCACUGUACUGGGACGACCAUCGCAUCGUCCGUUCGUCCGGGACAGCGGCUGAAAUUUGAGCCAGUGCCAGUUGCACAGUCGAUCGACGUCUAGUCUCUGUUGCGACAGAGCGCGGGGGAGGUUGGCCCGGCAGAUCAGAGCGCACAGCCACAGGAACUGUAAGAGGAGCGGUACCUGCGUGUUGGGCUCGUUCAAGUGCUGCACGAGCAUCGUGUCUCGGAGCAGUGUUGUUGAUUGGUUUGUGUGCUGGGCAGAAAAGGCCAGCGCCGGCGGUUGUUGCCAGCGGCGGUGUGAUCAGUGACGGAGACGACAUCAUCAUGAGUGAGGAGCAAGGCCCCAAGUACCUGGUCAAGUGCUUUGUGUCCGUGCUGGGUCUGAGUGGUCGACAAGGCAGUGUGGGUGUCGGCAAGUCAUGUUUGUGCUCACGUUUUUGCCAACCCGAUGCCGAUCAGUUCGAUCGCUUGGGAUCGGACCACAGCUCCGUCCUCAGCUCAUCGCUAUUUCGCCAGCCAGAGGUGAAUGGAGAGCACUUUCUGUUCUUCGGCCGUGUCUCAAUGGCCUAUCCGAACGCUGAGACGGAGCUUCGGGUGAAUGUUGUAGAGCACACGACAUUCAUUGAUGAGUCAAGUAUGGCUCCGUUCCGAAACAGCAAACACUAUGCUCAGAGGGCUUUGGUGGAGAAAAUCAAAUCACCGGGAAGAGUCCAGUACCACAAUAAGUCGCUGAUUGGAGCUUCUGCUAACCAGGACAAGCAGAUAAAGUUCCCUGAAGACUUUCACAAGCGCGGCCUAGAUGGAUACAUAUUUGUUAUGGAUCCCACCGCACAGGCUGAUCAUCGGCAGGCUCAGCUGGACCUUCUUGUGGAGUGUGUGAAGAAGGUGCCGAAACGCAAACCGUUCACUGUGGUCUUAUCAAAGUGCGAUGCGCUACCGCAGGCUAUUCAGGAGCGCCUCGGCGAAGGCUUCAGUCUGGUGCGCUUCUUCAGCAAUGCGGACAGUGGCGCCAGCAAAGGUGUCAAGCAGAAGUACGGUGCGGCAAUCAACGACAUUGCCGUGUUCUUCUCUUCGUCGCGCUUCAAGAUCUGCAUCGACCCUGCAUUCUGCUACAUUGCCCACAUUGCACAAGGUCUAGGCGGUGCACCCACUCCCCCGAUCAGUUUCCGCCAAGCGUACGCUCUGCGCAUGCAGCACACAAACCUGCUGUGCUCGACUGCGCUGAGCCUUCUGCGUCAGAAGGACGUGAUGGCGCCGAGCGACACGUGGAGUGUUAAGCAGCCGCAGCUGCUGAUGCGCUCGGCCUUCAAGACUCUGCUCUUCGAGUGCGGAAUGGCCGACUGCACAGAAGUGUUUCAGAUGCGCGUUGCAGAGCUGCGCCUGCAGCAGAAUGCAGUCCAGUACGGCACUCUGGCCAAGCAGAGCACCGCGCCACCCGGUGCCGAGGUGAUUACUGACAUACCGGAGGUGAGGCGGGCACUGUGUGAACAUCAGGACCUGCGCAUCUACACACACAAGCCGGACGAGCUGAAAGUGGCGAUGAAGCGCAACGGCAUCAACGUUGCACGGAUCGGAGACGCGCUUGCCGGCAAGCCACGUCUUAUUCGAUUAUCACCUGCUGACGGCCAGGUUGCAAAUGGUAGUCCUGGAGUGGAGAGACCUAGGGCAGCUUCCACGAGCUCACCGAUGACGCCCAGACCCGUGUCUCCACACGCCAAUCCUCCACACUUGAACGGUUUAGUAGCCGCUGUCAAUGACGAUGACGAUGAAGAUCCUGCCCCGCCGCCAGUCCCGGUCAAGUGCUAUAGCGGCAAUGAUGCCCUGGAGAUGCCGGCGCCGGCAGCAGAGAAAGCUCUAGGCACCCCGGUUAUACCAGCGGCAAGAGCUGCAGCUAAUGCAGCUGCCGAGAAUGAAAACGCGUACGACUGCAUAGCCGACAUCUGUACUCCAAGCACCUCGAUUUCUGCAGCAACACCGCCACCACAUCUGAACGAGCCUGAGUCGAUUUCGCCGUACGCCACCGGCAAUGCCACCGCAAUGCCACAAAUCACUGUAAAACUGCAGGCCGCCAGUGCAAAGUCCAAGUCAGAGCCUAGCGCAGCUAAUGACGUCUGGGAAGCAGUUCCCAUAGCCCAGUUGAAAAUUGCACGAGAGCGUGCACCACAACCACCGCCAGGCGAUAGGGCAACAUCACCGGCCAAGUCACCACAGAAGUAUCGCGUCGAGCAGCGUCCAGCAAUCUAUGAGGAAAUGCCGGACCCAGGUCUUAAGUCACCUGUCAAAUCACCCGUCAGGUCGCCCCUAGAUCCACUGCCAACUUCCAGCAGAUUGAACGAACCCACUAACCUACUUCGAAGUGGGUCCGUGGAUAGUCGCUCCUCAUCGGUAGCUAGCGACUACGAUGAUAUUGUGAUCAAGAAACCUUAUCUUUCAUCUCAGCCUGCCCGUGCUGCCUCGCUAGAUAGCAGCAGUGUGCCUUCAUCCCUGUCCAGUUACAGCGCUGAACCCCUGUAUGAUGAUGUGGCGCAGACAGAGGCUAACUCCGCUUAUCCCCCCACAUCAGCAGCAGUGGUAUUGUCUCCACCAUCUAGUGGCAACGAUGUGCUCUAUGACACCGUUCUCAAGGAGAAAAAUGCUGUGGAAGAGCCAGUGGACCCACAGCCAGAUGCUGAUUUGCCUCCACCAGUGGAGGACCUACCACCCCCACCACCAGCAGAAGAACUUGACGGUGAUCUUCCUCCGCCACCACCUGAGCUAUUUGAUGAGAAUGCAGAUGAUGGUGUUGAUUGUGAUCCGCCACCACCAGACGUAGCAUUUCCACCCCCUCCCAACACGGCACCAACCCCUCCACCACCAUCAUCAUCGUAUACGAGAGAGGGGUAUUGCGAACCCCUGGAGUUUGGUGUUUUACAGUCAAAUUCAACGGCCAGCAAUGCACCUGCGCCUGACAAGGCAAUAGGAACUUCGGUGUUGCCACCCGAGGCGUAUGAAGAUGUUUCUAUGCACUCCAUGCUGGCCCUCUCACCCAGCGGCGAACACGCCGUGGUGCGCCGGCCGUCCGUAUUACAACAGAAUCAUCAGAAUGUCCAGUCUUCCCAAAGCUCGCUGCCUCCUGCUAGCGGUACCGCUGCCAUCUCUGAUGACCGGGGCAGAACGGACUCCUACAGUGACGUGGACAGUCUGCGACCCACAGCCAUGUUUGCUGCCAGGCUGGCCCGGGAAUCGGCAAAAGACAAGGACAGGCCGAAACCUGAGCAUGGACACUACGACCAGCCACUAGACUUUCCAUCCAUCACACAAAGUCAGCCCCAACCUACGAUUGCAUCGGAAUUAUCCUCAUCAGCAGUCAGUGCAACCCGACCAGGAUACGAGGAUCCCGUGGAUCUCAGUGCACAUUUUCAAGCACGGCGGAAAGACUCUGCACAGCGAAAUGAAGAUGCCUACGAAGAGCCGGUUGAGUUUCAAAUGGGUACACAACUGCCUGCGUCUACUACUGCAAGCUCAGGACAGGAGCAGCAACCACCUCUCUACUCAGACGCAAAUGCCGUACGUCCGACCGAAAUCUUCGCUAUGAAGCUGGCACAAGAAGCCAAGAAUUCCCCGCCGGUCGCCCCACUGUCUCGAACUGGCUACGAACAACCAUUGUCCUACGGUAGUGGAGAGACCGGUAGUGAUGGUGCUGCCGCUACUUCGUUCUAUGAUGGAAUUCUAGAGGAUUCAGCAGGUGGAAAUCAAACCGGCAGAAGCAGCAUUGAUGAUGACGGUGGCAAUGUGCGUAAUGAGAAAAUGAAGAAGAACAGACUGGACUCCACGUCAAGUCUUUCCAUUGAUGUAGCCAACUUAGAGGCACUGUUGGAGAACCCGGAUUUGUUCGGAGCGCUUUUGACCAAGUCGGCCAGCGUGCCCGAGCAAGACACACCGUAUGACUCUCUUCAGCUGAGUGAUCCGCAGGGCCCACCCGAUGAGCGUGCACCCAUCCCUCCACCGACAGUCUCAGGUCGGCAACGACCGUUUCACCUGAUGUCUAAAUCGGUUCACACAGACGGCGCUCGUCCGCCUACCCUGGCACGUACUUCAGCCACUCUUCCUCCGGGUUCGGAGCUCUCCAACCCCGACGCCGCCAGUGGGGCUAAGUCAUCGCCGUCCAAAUCAGGGAGGCCCGCAACCAAGCCCAGGGGUGCUAAGACAAACACAAACGGAAAAAACGCAUCCUUGCCAGUAAACAAUGCUGCUGCGAGUAACAGUGAUGCCGGCCAAUCAGCAAAAAACAAGAAGUUUGCUGUGACCGUAAGCAAUGACACCGGAUCACCAUCACCGGUCACGAGGAAAGGAAAGUCUGCAGAGCAGGCCUCCGCGCCCAUACUGGCCGAUGGAAACAGCUUCAAACCGUCGGCAUCCGCUGGCAACGGCGCUGCUGCCAGCACGUCAGGCUCAAGUUGGUGGGAGACACCGCCGUCGUCACCGGCAACUGGUCAGCGUGGUGUUGACAGUGCAUAUUCUCAUGUCACCACGACAACCAGUUCUACUGCUGCUGCUGCUGCUGCUGCUGCUGGCACAUCAGCGGGAACAGAUAGCGGCCAAGCAUCAGCCCGGAAACCCUUGACACGAGAUUCAUCGUACGAGCGCCUGUCCCUCAGUGGCCCACGUCAGCCUCCUCCGGUCUCGGGAACUCGACCUCCACAGCCCAUGGGUGGAAGCUUGGACACAGUAACUGACAUGCCCGUGUCUGCUGGAAGACCGCUUGCCAUACGUAAACGUACAGCCUCCACCAGUCAGAAGUCACUGACCUCGGCUCCAACAAACUAGUCAAGUCACAAGCCGUAGUGGAUUUGAGUGCGACAUACAGUACUAGUAACCCGCAUGAUGCACACUGUCCACUGUUCAAGCCCUGAAGUGUGUGAAGUGGUAAAGCGGGUGCUGCCAAUGUGUUACCUAUGCCGGUUUCUUGAAAGAAAGUAUCUUCCAGCCUACUCUUCCGUUUAUAAUUAUAGCACAGUUGAUAGUACACAUUUGAUUAUGCUACCACUCAUCUUCAGCACAAUACAGCCAGAUUUUCCCGUAUCCUGUAGGCGACUGAUUUUGAUUUUUUUUUAACAAUGUUUGUUUGCACGAGAGGAUAAUGAGAGAUAAGUGAUGCACGGGAAGAUGGGCGCUUGAGCAAUUUUCUACAUGAAGACUGUGGCAUACCCACCCUGCUGCUGCAUUGCAGCAAUAAUGUGCUGCUAUUGAUAGCUAUUGAUAACUGUCUUUAGAUAAAGAUAGGACUAUAGUCACAAGAUCUAUACAAAUCUUUUAAAGUAUUUUCUGAUCGUACAACAGUAAUUCUUCUCAGAUGUCUAGUGACAAUUUGUGAAUAAUUGCAUUGCCAUUUGAUUGCUAAAUUUGCCAGUGAAAUAUUAUACUGUGUAA
Messenger RNA from Sycon ciliatum, 6286 nucleotides. Its product is annotated as mucin-19-like. Bases 1202 to 5683 code for a protein of 1493 amino acids. Lineage: Eukaryota; Metazoa; Porifera; Calcarea; Leucosolenida; Sycettidae. The record is from RefSeq and is a predicted model, not a curated record. Gene Ontology annotation, molecular function: GTPase activator activity. Gene Ontology annotation, biological process: regulation of axonogenesis; regulation of cell size; Rho protein signal transduction. Gene Ontology annotation, cellular component: cytosol. The transcript is spliced from 4 exons.